Porites evermanni is the source of this 7702-nucleotide messenger RNA. The record is from the annotation of a GenBank genome assembly. Lineage: Eukaryota; Metazoa; Cnidaria; Anthozoa; Scleractinia; Poritidae.
AUGGAUCCACCGCUGCCACCGUCUUCCGGUCCUCCCGACGACGAUCCGGUAAGUGGAACCCAUCGGUUGAAUUCUCCCGCGCCCCUAACACCCCCUUUCCCGCGUCCCUGGCACCCCUGGCUCAUUCUUCCUUUGUUCGUUCCACUUAGGUGCCACCACCACCACCACCAUCGUCACCACGCCGCGACGCCAGGCCAUCGCAGGUAAAAAAUCCUUUUUUUCGUGCAUGACAUGGGACUGGGCCGUGAUGUGAACCUGAGCCCACCCGGUUUGGUCGAAGACAAACCGGGUCAAGUCAGUCCCAAACGCCGUUCUUUCUCGACUCAACGGGAUGUCUUGCGUGAUGGAGACCUUGUGCUCCAAAGAAUCCGACACCUCGUUUUUUCUCCGUCUCUCUUUGCUGAAUUUUUCAGGGUCGUCUUCCAGUGGGCUGUGAUACCUUGUCUACAAGGUGGAGUCCACGUUGCUCCCUUUCCCCUGUUUUCCCUUACGGUAUGGAUUUCUCGUUGGCACCUGUUUUAGAAGCUGUCUCUGUUUUUUUGGUAUUUUUUUAUUUUCUGGCCGGUUUUUUCUCAUAGGAGGAGCAGGUUUUCGCUGUUGACCUUCUUGGCUGUCCUCAUCCACUGCUUUUUUUUCUUCUUGCUGGCCAAGAACUCUCUCCCUCUCAAUCCGUUUUGCGCCACUUGGGGGUAUUGUCACCUUUUCUUGAUCGUCUCCUAGCUUGGUGAUCGGACCAUGUCCCUUUGACGAUUCUCCUCUGGAUGGCUUGACUGUCAUUUAACACUGGGAAGAUGACUGGCCCUUUGAAAAAUGAAGGUCCAAAAGCUCCCUCGGAAUGUGACCCAAGGUUAGGGUGAACUCCUUGCCACUUCCAGUAACAGCCAGACGAUUGAUCUUUGGUGGCCUUUGAAAUGACGGCGUGUUGAGUCUCUCUCUCGUCCUCGGUAUGACUGUCCUUGGUGCCAUUGUCUUUGCCAAGGGGUGCAUGUCCUGAGGCCGGGCAAGAACGAGCUUUACAGACCCACCAGAACAAGCAUGGUUACUCCAGACAUCCACAGCUUGGUUGCCUUGGUAAUGGUUACAGGACCACCUGAAAAACCUGUCGGCGAAAAUCCCUUGUGAUCGGUUUGAGAUGCUGUUGGAUAGCUUGGAGCGUUCAGAGUCAUCCUUGCAGUUCCCCCGGUUGCGACCACACCCUUGCUGUCAUCUUGUAGACGGUUGUUCGCCGAGCAGAAGUCGUCAAGCUGCGAGGACUUCACAGGCCUGAUGUUCGCUUUGCCAUCACUGUACCCAUCUUUUCCUAGAGAAGUGGUUUCGUCUGAAUGGGGUCACACCACCACAGAGGAUACAGGGUUUGGUGAUGACAACAUCCUUUCCAAGGGGAGUGGUAUUGCAACAGUGACUCGUUCCAGGGGUGUUUCCGUGUACUGGGAGUGGUCUUGCUUCAGUGACAGGUCCCCAACUUGUCAGCCUGAACCAAGUGGACUUGACAUCGCAGCCCUCCCCAGGUAGUAUGCCUUGUACCAUCAGUCUACCUUGUCCUAGGGACCAUCAGUCCAUGCGUUCGUCUGUGCUUUCCUCACAAGGACACAUCCUGUCGAUUGGCUUCUUUGGUGACUUUUUUGGUAGUGGUACUCAAUGGCCUUCUGUAUCCAUCCCUGAUGGAUCCUCGAGCACGUGACGUGUCUUGGGCGAAACAUCGGCUUCUUGGUGCUUCUUGGAUGGAUAGCUCUCUCUCUGUUUGUGCGCUCUCGCAUGCGUUUUCCAUGGCUUGUCCUUGUCCCGGAAGAAAUGGAAGUGGAGGGACGUCCCUACAGAGAAAGCCUGACGAGUCGAACGCGUUGUGUUUGGGGGAACACUGUGGCCCAUGUCGUCUUUGGAUGGACACUGAUGACACCACUCCACGAGAACCAGAAAGACCUUUCCAUAGCCUCUCGUGCGAAACCAAGCAAGCCCAUUCCACCUCCAUCCGUUUUUUGGGUGGGACAUCUGUUCCAGCCUUUCUUCAUCAGUUGGUGUGUUGACUGCUUGUUCUGCAAAUGUCACCAGACCCAAGCAAGUCUUUCGUCAGUCACUGGCAUAGGUUCCUGAAUCAUUCAUUUUCACUGCCACAGGGUUCCUGAUUCAUUCCAGCUGCCCUUGUUUUGACUCGUGGAAGUUCGUCAUCGAGGUCCAUUGGACUGUCAGAGCUCCAUUGGUUUUGUGGGAUAGGGAGAUUUUCCUGGGCUUUGCAAGGUAGGUCACUGCACGAAACCACCCCCUCCUUGUGUGGUAUGGAACAACAUGGUGUUCGUGCAUACCUGUCUUUUCCUCUACAAGACACCUACUUUAGUAGGUACAGGUGAGUUGGUUCUACUUCGUGUUAGUUGUCGAUGGAAGCUGUCGACGAUGGUGUCUAUUGGGUUGGAUCUGAUUCUUCCAAUGUUGGUCUGCCGGUACCAGCUGCUCCCCGAGUUUAGGAGAGGUGGGUUGCUUUUGAAAUCGCUUUUCCUCCUUUGGCGGAGGAGACCGUCGAUCCUUCAUGAACGCCUUUCCUCCUUGCUGUUAAGAUCUCUGGUCUGUGCUUUUUUGUGAGUCCGACGAGUCAUCCAAGCUCUGACAUGGACGUAAGCCCUGCCUCCUUUAUCAUCAGCAGCAUUUGACUUGGAGUUCACGGGCAAGUUGGAGUUCAAGGACAAGUGGGUGGUUUGGACUUCCCCGUUCGAGGGAUUUUCCCUCUGCAGCUUGGACCUUUCAUGACGCUGGUUUCGUCUGUUGAUUUGGCAGGUAGGAAGGGGAAAACCCUCUGCUUCUUUGGCAUCGUAUGUGUGUGAACACUUUUUCUGUUGGGCGUGGCAGCAGAAUCAGUCGACCUGAAGGUCUCUCUUUGGCGGUGAUAUCAGGUUAGGGUCACUGGGACUUGAGAGUCCUCCGUUGACUCGGGUCAGCUUGCCGAGGUUUACCCAAUGGCUGACACUCGUGUUUAGGGUGGGUUUCUCCUAACUUCCUUGAGUUGUUUUAUCCCUGGGUAUUGGCACGACUGGCAUGAGCCACGUGGGUGUGUAUUGCUGUUGUGGUAUGCCUGUUCUGAACAUGGUUGUACCUCCAUCACCUGCACUAAGUUCCUGGGGAAAGGAGCUUGGCCACCCCAAGUGUCUUGGUGGUGUGUUCUGCGUGUCAGGGCAUAUCUACUAGGUUUGUCAACUGAAGGCUCUUGGGAGCGUCGGUCUGCCGGUUGGAGUAUUUGAGGCAAUUGGCAUCUCAGUCAUUCCAGGUUUGACCCCCAGUUGUACUGUUGUGCCAAGUCACCCUACGCUUUGUAUUUCUCUUCCCCCUCUAUUCCUCCAUGUUUUCUACUUGUUGAUCCAUUUGAAUUUGGUCUGCGUCCUGUUUCCCACGUUUCUUUCUCGCACUUUGGCCAUCACCUUCCUCCAUCUUUUGCCCUCCAUUUUUUCCCCCUCUUUUUGUCUCUCACACCAUUCCCUUCCCUCUCUUCACAUGGUUACUCCCCACUUUUCCCUCUGUCGUUCCAUCCACUGAUGCAUUGUCUUUUUCUCGGGACUAACUUGACUCGGUUUCUUUUUUCUCAAACCUUCAGGGCACCUCCAGCGAGUCGACCCCGGACAGCGACGAACUGAACAGUCGACGCCAAUUGCAGUGCGAGGAACGUCUGCCGACCACCGGCAGCAGCAGCGACGACGAAGCGUGUCUGCAAGCGCUGCAAGCCGCCGAAGGACAAUCCGGUGGCGAGCUGCGGUUCCAACUCACUCCCUACACCGUCCGUCACCGCCCCUCGUUCGGCGUCACCUGGCAAACGUUCCGGGCACGACUGCAAGGACAACCCAGCUCGGGCGACGCCUCGGAGGAAGUGAUUCGCGCCCUGGGCCAAGCCAUCCGAGACCAAUCGCGGCCGUGGCACGACGACGAUUAUUUACAGAUCUACCUGGGAUCCAACCGCUUGGCCAAUAAUUUUACCAGUGCUCGCGUACGCGUGAGAGAUUGGCGACACACGCAAGGUCCCGCGCGGCAUCUGCUCGAACAGAUGACGGCCCUCUUGAACUUCAACGAGGACUUUGCGGUGGACGAUACGUUUGUGGUGGACUUGACCUACGUGCGCCCACCGCGCGGCACGGGCCGUCGUAAACUCGGGUCCGACGCCUUCGUCAAUAUGGUGAAGAGUAAAAACAGUUGUAUCGAGAUCACCAACAAGGACGAUCUCUGCUGCGCGCGGGCCCUGGUGACGGCACGAGCCUACCAACACAAAGAUCAAAGUAGUCUCCACAUGAGCGAAUACACGACCAUCCGACACGGGCGGGAACUCCAAAAGACCAAAGCCCGCGAAUUGCAUCGAUUGGCCAAAGUGCCCGAAGGGCCUUGCGGGUUGCCCGAAAUACGCGAAUUCGAAAAAGUGUUGCCCGACUACCAAGUCAUCGUGGUCUCGGCCGAUCACGGGAAUGCCAUCGUGCAUUGCGGCCCGACGGCCCUGCAUCAACUCAUUCUCUUAGCCCACCAGGGACAUUACGACGUCAUCACCAAAUUGAACGCGUAUUUUGGCGCGAACUACUUUUGUUUACGGUGCCGCAAAGGGUACAAGACCAGGGACUUUCAACAUCAUAGGUGUCCCGGCUUCAAGUGUUACUGUUGCCAACAAACGGACUGCUCGGACUUUGCCACCCACCCUGCCCGAGACGCCGCCACCGAACUGCGUCCCCAUUGUCAUCGCCGUUUCUUUGGCCCUCGGUGCCUCGAACUCCACACCAUUCGUUCUCCCAGCGGCGAGAGGGCCCACCCGCUGACCUUCGACAACGUGUGUGCCCAACUACGGUGUUGCGGGCACUGCGGACGCACCUUCAAGAGUUACCAGGCCUUUCUCAGCCACGUCUGCGGCUAUCAACCGUGCUACAAUUGCGGGCACACGGUGGACGUGUGGGACCACAAAUGUUUCAUCCAGGCCAUCCCCUUACGUCGAGGCCCCAAAUGCAAACACCCCACCAGUACCAACCAGCCGGGACCCGUGCCCGAGGAACAGUCCAUUGUCAAAAUCUUUUUCGAUUGCGAGUGCAUGCAGGAAGGAGGGGAGGCGCAUCGCGUGAACCUGGUAUGCGCCGAGACCAGUCUGGACGAUCAACGCUACCAGUUUCCGUCCAUGCAAGACUUCUUGGCCUGGGUGUGGAACCUGAGAGUGACGGACCCCGCGCGCCGCCCGUUCGUGUUGAUCGCGCAUAAUUUCCAGGGGUACGACGGCUACCUGUUGCUCGAGGAACUGUACAAACAAGCGGUGGUACCUUCGCAGAUCGUCAACGGGGCCAAACUCCUGAGCGUCUCCAUCCCUGGCGGCAUCAAAUUCAUCGACAGUUUGAACUUUUUUCCCAUGGCCCUGGCCUCGUUUCCCCAGACUUUCGGCUUGCGGGAGGAAGCCAAGGGGUUCUUUCCCCACUUCUUUAACAUCCCCACCUUGCAGCAGUACGUGGGGGCCAUGCCGGACAAACAGUAUUACGAUCCCGACGGCAUGAAACCGGCCCGUCGCGCCGACUUCGAACGAUGGUACGCGGAACAAGUGGCGUCCCAUCGCGUGUUCAACCUGCAAGCCGAACUGUUGAAAUACUGUCAGUCCGACUUCAGGAUCCUGAAACAGGCGUGUACCCUAUUCGAGCGCGAAUUCAGGGGCAUUUGCGGGUUCGACCCCUUCGAACAAUGCAUCACCAUCGCCUCGGCGUGUAACGUGGCCUACCGUUGCCAUUGGAUGCGGCCUAGAACCCUGGCCGUCGAAAACCUGCACGGCUGGCAUCCGCAGAUCCGUCAAUCGAGAGCCGCCUUGGAAUGGUUGUACCACCUGGAACGCAUCCUGCCCCAACCCACGGACGGGGAACCCCGCCUACGCCACAGUCGUAACGGAGGCGAAGUGCUGUUCCGGAUCGGCGAGCAUCGCUACCACGCGGACGGCUACGAUCCGCGCACCGGCUUCGUGUACGAAUUCUACGGGUGUUUCUACCACGGGUGCCCCGAAUGUUUUCCCCAGCGGCACGCCAAACUCGACGGGGCCACGCCCCACGAACUGUACACGCGCACGGUCCAACGGGCCGAACGCAUUCGUCAAGGCGGUCACGUGGUGAUCGAAAAAUGGGAGUGCGAGUGGGAAACCCAAAAGAGGGAGGAUCCCGAAUUGCGGUUGUGGGCAGAGACCCUGGAUCUGGUGACGCCCCUGGAUCCCCGAGACGCCUUCUUCGGCGGACGGACCGAAGCCGUGCGAGCCCACUGUCAGGCCCAGCCGGACCAACACAUCUCCUACGACGAUUUCACGUCCCUGUACCCGUGGGUCAACAAGAAUUACAAGUACCCCGUGGGCCAUCCCGUCAUUCACACGCAGUUUACCUGCCAGACACCCGAAGACUGGGACCGACUGGUGCGCCAUCAAUCGUACGGGCUGGUCCAAUGCCGCGUCCUGCCGCCUCACUACCUAUUUCAUCCCGUGCUGCCCGUCCGCGUGGCCGGCAAGUUGCUGUUUCCCCUGUGCGUCCAAUGCGCCCGACAGCAAGUGCCCCUACCCUGGACGGAACGCACCCACAUCUGCGACCACACCCCUCGCGAACGAGCCUUCGUGGGGACCUGGUGCACGCCCGAAUUGGUGCUGGCCUUAGACCAAGGGUACGUGAUUCUCCACAUCUACGAACUGUGGAACUUUCGUCAGACCUCCACCACCCUGUUCAGGGAUUACAUCAAUACCUGGAUCAAGGUGAAACAGGAAGCCGACGGUUGGCCCUCCCCCGAAGUGGAAAAAGAUCCCGCCUUGCAAAUCGAGUACCUGGAAGAGUUUCGGCGCGUCGAAGGGGUGAUCCUCGACCCGGCCAAGAUCGAACGCAACGAGGGUCGACGCACGCUGGGUAAAUUGAUGGCCAACAGUUUCUGGGGCAAAUUCGGCCAACGCACCAACAAGACCCAACUGACCACCUGCAAGGACCCCGAGACCUUCUUCGACAUCUUUCUGGACGGCGAACGCGACAUCCAUCGCAUCCUGCCGGCCGGCGAACAGAUGAUCGACGUGUACCACUCGUUCAAGGAAGACGUGGGCGAACUGGGCACCAACACCAACAUCUUCGUGGCUGCCUUCACCACGGCCCACGCAAGGGUCAAACUGUAUCACGACGGGCUGCUCCCCCUGCACACCCGCGUCCUGUACAUGGACACGGAUUCCGUGGUGUACUUGGCCACCCAAGGCGAGACCCACCUGCCGCGAGGACGUUUCCUGGGCCAAUUCAAGGACGAACUGAAAGGCGACGUCAUCGACGAAUUCGUGGCCGGCGGACCCAAAAAUUACGCCUACCGCACCCGUUCGGGACAGGAAUGCUGCAAGGUGGGCGGCUUCACCCUCGACGCCCGGGGACAAGCCGUCCUGAACUUCGAGAGUGUUCGAAACCUGGUGCAAAAAGACAUCGAGGAACCUCUCGAUCGUCCCAGAACGCUGUCCGUCGGCAACCCCCAUCACAUCGUGCGAAACGUCACCGACAAGACGCUCCAUUCCGUGCCGCAACUCAAGACCUACUGCAUGGUCCAAGACAAACGGGUGCUGGAUGCCAGUACCGGCAUGACGUACCCCUACGGCUAUCGACCCAGUCAGGACAUCGUGGACGACAUGGUCCUGUCCAUCCUGUUCUCGGACAUCGACUCCACCCUAGAAGAAGACGUGGAGGACAUGCCUUUCAUUUCAGAACCGUGCCCAUUUUGA